UUGCAGUCUGGGAACUUGUUGAUCAGCACGAGCAAAUCCGUCGAUUCGUCGACACCUGAUGGGAUCUUAUUGAACGGAAACGACAAAGAGUCCUUGUCCCUGAACCUGGUCGAUUUUGAAUUCAGCUUUUAUAACUACAGGGGCUUUGACUUGGCUAACUAUUUCUGCGCCUCGGCUAUUGAACACAAUCUUCGCGAGUAUCCACGCUAUCGAAUCGAUCUAAACAAACUGCAUAAUCGAUCGAUGAAAAUGGAGUUUUGUAAGGAGUACGUUCGAGAAGCCAAAGAGCUGAACAUCUCUAUUAAAUCGGACCUUAGCCUUCUACGGGAAAUCAAUCAGUUCGAACCGGUCGUUAACUUAUUCUGGGCUAUAUUCAAUCUAUAUUGUGAAAAGGACACUUUGGCAAUAAUGGAUUGCGAAGCAUACGCUUGUGACCGACUUGCUCUUUACUAUCAAUCACGAAGUAUUUUAUGUGAUCAUCAACUGUAG
Messenger RNA from Cooperia oncophora, 489 nucleotides. The record is from the annotation of a GenBank genome assembly. Lineage: Eukaryota; Metazoa; Nematoda; Chromadorea; Rhabditida; Trichostrongylidae.